Messenger RNA from Salvia miltiorrhiza (redroot sage), 468 nucleotides. Its product is annotated as secreted RxLR effector protein 161-like. The transcript has a single exon. Bases 1 to 468 code for a protein of 155 amino acids. The record is from RefSeq and is a predicted model, not a curated record. Lineage: Eukaryota; Viridiplantae; Streptophyta; Magnoliopsida; Lamiales; Lamiaceae.
AUGGAGGACUGUAAAGCAAUCAACACACCGGUGGAAUGCAGGAUUAAGCUAUCCAAGAACGAUGGAGGAGAAAAAGUUUACCUGAAGCUAUACAAGAGCUUGUUUGGAAGCUUGCGAUACUUAACUUGCACAAGGCCAGACAUAGUUUAUGCCACAUGGCUCGUAAGUCACUAUAUGGAGGUUCCAACCAUUAUGCAUAUAAAGGCAACAAAGAGAAUUCUUCGAUGUCUCAAAGGUACGAUCAACUAUGGCCUGCUCUAUUCAAGUCUUGAUCAAUAUAAGCUUGUCGGAUACAGUGAUAGCGAUUGGGCUGGAGAUAAUGAUGACCACAAGAGUACAAGUGGAUUCGUGUUCUUCAUGGUAGAUACGUUCAUCUGGAUGUCAAAAAAACAACCAAUAAUCACGUUGUCAACAUGUGAAGCUGAAUAUGUGGCUGCCACAUCUAGUGUUUGCAUGCAAUUUGGCUAA